GUGUGUUAGAGGCUUCCAUGUCGUGGCCUGCGCGAGUGUCCUAAGCUUCCGAGCGCAGGGGAGCAACGCGGUGCGCCGUGGUCUGGGGUCGCUAACUCCAGCUGCGACCUGGGUGGAAGUUCGUGAUGUUGUUGAAUAGAUGUGAAGUAGAAUGGGGACCUGAGUCACUCACUGACUGUGGGAGUCUUCGAACUUAAGCAGAAACAAAUUGUGAAAACAAAACCAGAAAGAGGGUAGAAACAUUUUAUUUACAAAACAUCUCAUUUAAUUUCAAUCCUCAACUUUUUCGAAUAAGGAAAUGGAAUCUAGUUCAUCAGACAACUAUAAUAAAGACAACGACAAUGAGGAAGAAAGCUUGCUUGCAAAUGUUGCUUCAUUAAGACAUGAACUGAAAAUAACAGAAUGGAGUUUGCAGAAUUUAGGGGAAGAGUUAUCCAGUGUUAGUCCAAGUGAAAAUUCUGAUUGUGUCUGCAAUUCUUCAAGAUCUGAAAGGCUUAUUUUGGAAGAGCUUACUCAACCUAGCUGCCUGGGACAUUUAAAUUACCCACUUUAUAAGAAAGUUUGUAAAACAUCUGGUAGUACUGAUUUUCAAAAGAAACCAAGAGAUAAGGUGUCUUUUUCAUCUGCUUCUGUGGAUCAAGAGAUUAAAAGCCUUCGAGAGAAACUUAAUAGACUUAGGCAACAGAAUGCUUGUUUGGUCACACAGAAUCAUUCUUUAAUGACUAAAAUAGAAUCUGUCCACUUUGAAUUGACACAGUCAAAAGCAAAAAUGUCUAUGUUUGAAUCUGUGCGAGAGCAGGCAGCCAACAUCCCAAUCUUAGAAGAACAGAUUAUAAAUUUGGAAGCAGAAGUUUCAGCUCAAGAUAAAGUUUUAAGGGAAGCAGAAGAUAAAUUAGAGCAGAGUCAGAAAAUGGUGAUUGAGAAGGAACACAGUUUACAAGAGGCCAAAGAAGAAUGUAUAAAAUUGAAGGUGGAUUUACUUGAACAAAGUAAACAAGGAAAAAGAGCCGAACAACAAAGGAAUGAAGCACUAUACAAUGCUGAAGAGCUGAGUAAAGCUUUCCAGCAGUAUAAACAAAAAGUGGCUGAAAAACUGGAAAAGGUUCAAGCUGAAGAAGAAUUAUUAGAGAAAAAUCUUAAUAACUGUGAAAAAGAAAACAAAAGGCUUCAAGAAAAGUGUAAUCUGUAUAAAAGUGAACUUGAAAUUUUGAAAGAGAAAUUCAGGCAGUUAAAAGAAGAGCAUAACAGUGGAAAAGAAAAAUUAAGAAUUAUGGCAAUGAAAAAUUCAGAAGUCAUGUCACAGUUAACUGAAUCUAGACAAAGUGUCCUGAAGCUAGAGAGUGAGUUAGAGGACAAAGAUGAAAUAUUGCGAGAAAAAUUUUCUUUAAUAAAAGAAAACCGAGAAUUGAAGGUUCGUGUUGCAACACAGAAUGAACGACUGGAUUUGUGUCAGCAGGAAAUUGAUAGUUCAAGGUUGGAACUGAGGAGCUUAGAAAAACUGAUGUCCCAGAUGUCAUUAAAAAGAGAAAUAGUUGGCUUUAAGUCAUCUCUUUCUAAGCACCAGAUGAAUAGUUUUUCUAACAAGGAGGACAAUUGCAUUGGCUGCUGUGAGGCAAAUAAAUUGAUGAUUUCGGAAUUGAGGAUUAAGCUUGCAAUCAAAGAGGCUGAAAUUCAGAAGCUACAUGCGAACCUGACUGUCAACCAGUUGUCUCAGAACACUGCUUCUUGUGAUGAUGUUCAAGAAGGUGGCAGAGUAAACACUUUAGAAACAGAGCCUGUAAAGCUAGGUGGUAGUCAAGGUGAAAGUAUAAAAGAUGAAAAUCAUCGUACUAUGAAUAAGCAGUAUGAAAGAGAGAAGGAAAGACUUGCUACGGGAAUAGAAGAACUACGCGCUAAGCUGAUACAAAUAGAAGCUGAGAAUUCUGAUUUGAAGGUUAACAUGGCACACAGAACUAGUCAGUUUCAGCUAAUUCAAGAAGAACUGCUAGAGAAAGCUUCAAAUGCUAGCAAACUGGAAAAUGAAAUGACGAAGAAAUGUUCUCAACUUUUAACUCUAGAGAAACAGCUGGAAGAAAAAAUUAUUGCGUAUUCUUCUAUUGCUGCAAAAAAUGCAGAACUUGAACAGGAGCUCAUGGAGAAGAAUGAAAAAAUAAGAAGCCUUGAAUCCAAUAUCAAUACAGAACAUGAGAAAAUUUGUUUUGCUUUUGAAAAAGCAAAGAAAAUUCACCUUGAACAGCAUAAAGAAAUGGAAAAGCAGAUUGAACGACUUGAAACGCAACUAGAGAAAAGAGACCAACAAUUCAAAGAGCAAGAAAAGACUAUGUCCAUUUUGCAGCAAGAUAUACUAUGUAAACAACAUCACCUUGAAUCACUAGAUAGACUUUUGACGGAAAAUAAAGUGGAAAUGGAAAAAGAAAAUAUGAAGAAAGAUGAAGCUUUGAAAUCAUUGCAGAUUCAUGUAUCUGAAGAAACAGUCAAGGUCAGACAACUGGAUUCAGCAUUAGAAAUCUGUAAGGAAGAACUUGCUUUGCAUUUGAAUCAAUUGGAAGGAAAUAAGGAAAAAUUUGAAAAACAGCUGAAGAAGAAGUCUGAAGAAGUAUAUUGUUUGCAGAAAGAGCUAAAGAUAAAGAAUCAUAGUCUUCAAGAGACUAGUGAGCAAAAUGCUAUUCUACAGCAUACUCUUCAGCAACAGCAACAGAUGUUACAGCAAGAGACAAUUAGAAAUGGAGAGCUAGAAGAUAUUCAGACUAAACUUGAAAAACAGGUAUCAAAGCAAGAACAAGAGCUCCAGAAACAAAGGGAAAGCUCCGCAGAGAAGCUGAGAAAAAUGGAAGAGAAAUACGAGACAGCCAUACAUGAUGCAGAUCUGAAAAGGCAGAAAAUUAUUGAGCUUACUGCUACUGCCAGGCAAGCCAGACUUGAGAUGGAUCAGUACAAAGAAGAGCUGUCUAAAAUGGAAAAAGAAAUAAUACAUCUGAAACGAGAUGGGGAAAAUAAAUCCAUACAUCUCUCUCAGUUAGAUAUGAUUUUAGAUCAGACAAAGACAGAACUAGAAAAGAAAACAAAUGCAGUGAAGGAGCUCGAAAGGUUACAGCACCACACUGAAGCUGAACUAACAGAAACCAUGCAGAAACGGGAAACACUUGAAACUGAACUACAAAAUGCUCAUGGAGAAUUGAAAAGUACCUUAAGACAACUACAGGAAUUGAGAGAUGUACUACAAAAGGCUCAGUUAUCAUUAGAGGAAAAAUACACUACAAUAAAAGAUCUCACUGCUGAACUUAGAGACUGUAAGAUGGAGGUUGAAGACAAAAAGCAAGAACUCGUUGAAAUGGAUCAGGCGCUUAAGGAGAGAAAUUGGGAGCUAAAGCAAAGAGCAGCUCAGGUUACACAUUUGGAUAUGACCAUUCGUGAGCACAGAGGAGAAAUGGAGCAAAAAAUAAUUAAAUUAGAGGGUACUCUUGAGAAAUCAGAAUUAGAACUUAAAGAAUGCAACAAACAGGUAGAAAGUUUAAAUGAAAAGUUGCAAAAUGCCAAAGAACAGCUUCGUGAAAAGGAGUUUAUAAUGCUCCAGAAUGAACAGGAGAUAAGUCAACUGAAAAAGGAGACUGAAAGAACACAACAGAGGAUGAAAGAAAUGGAAAGUGUUAUAAAAGAGCAAGAAGAGUACAUUGCUACCCAAUACAAGGAGGUCAUUGAUUUGGGGCAAGAAUUAAGGCUAACCCAGGAGCAAAUGCAGAGCUCUCGUUCUGAACUGGUGGAGGCUCGUCGCCAAGAAGUCCAAGCACAGAGAGAAAUAGAAAGACUCUCUAGUGAAUUGGAGGAUAUAAAGCAACUCUCUAAAGAAAAGGAAGCUCAUGGAAAUCGUUUGGCUGAAGAACUAGGGGCUUCUCAAGUACGUGAAGCUCAUUUAGAAGCAAGAAUGCAAGCGGAGAUAAAGAAAUUAUCCUCAGAAGUGCAGUCUCUCAAAGAAGCUUAUCACAUGGAGAUGAUUUCACAUCAAGAAAACCAUACAAAGUGGAAAAUUUCUGCUGACUCUCAAAAGACUUCUGUUCAACAACUAAACGAACAACUAGAGAAAGCAAAACUUGAAUUAGAAGAAGCUCAGGAUACUGUAAGCAAUUUGCAUCAACAAGUUCAAGACAGAAAUGAAGUCAUUGAAGCUGCAAAUGAAGCAUUACUUAUUAAAGAAUCAGAAUUAACCAGAUUGCAAGCCAAAAUUUCUGGACAUGAAAAGACAGAAGACCUCAAGUUUCUACCACCUUCCUUUACAACUCUAACAGAAAUUAUGCCUGAUAUUCAAGAUCCAAAGUUUGCCAAACAUUCUCAGAUAUCAUUUUUCAAAUGCAGAAAACUACGUCGCUCUGUUAGUGCCACUGACCUUAGUUUCAAGAGUCAUACCAAUGAAGAUCUCUCUGAAGAAUUGCUACAGGACUUAAAGAAAAUGCAGUUAGAACAGCCUUUGGCAUUAGAAGGUGGUCAUAAAGACCUAGCUUUCAAGCAUUCAGAUUCAUUUAAACCUCUCCCAUAUGACCUGGAAGAUGAUAGUUCUGAGAGUAAUGACUUUAGUACUCUUAGUGGAAUGCUGAGAUACAUAAACAAAGAAGUGAGACUGUUAAAAAAGUCUUCUCUGAAAACAGCUACUGGUUUAACUCAGGGAGGAAAAUUAUAAUUAAAAGAAGAUGUCUAUGUCAUGAAAAAUGGAAUUGUUGGUACUGUGCUGUUUAUUAUAUGUAGUACAUAUUUCAUAGAAGCUGUUAUUUUAUUGUUUUUGAAUAAAUUUUAUUUUAACAUUUUAAAGAAACCUUUCUAAAAUAUAAUUAUAUUUUUAGUGAAAAUUAAUUAAUUUAUUAUUUUUUGAUGGAAAUUGCUGGUUUCCUUGUCUUGUCUUUUACAUAAAGAUAAUGGCUAAAAUACCUAAUAAGUAAAUUUAGCAUUUGUAUUUUUAGUCAUGCUACCGUAUUAUCUGCUAUCUUGUAAUAUUUACUUUUUAAAUUAGGAAUAUGAAUUUAUAAGUCAUUCUAUGAUAAGUUUUUAAGAUUUGCUGGGUGUUCGAUGUUUAUCAGAAACUUUAUAUUUAAUCAUCAAAACAGCCCUAUGAAUCAGAUAUGUUCCUAUUUCUGUUUUUAAAUAGAAUUAUUUAACAUGGUAGAAUUAUAUGUUCUCAAGAAAGUUAAUCAUUGCAAGUAUUUAGAGUUAAUUUUGUGUUAGUGAUUCCAUUUAUACAUGGUUAGCACUUAGAAUUAAACAUUGAAGUCGUUAAUAUAUUAUUAGUCACCCUGUGGGUGCUGGGAGUCAAACCCAGAUUCUCUGGAAGAGGAGCUAAUGCUUUUAAUCGUGGAGAAAUCUCUCCACCCUGUCCAUUAGUAUGCUAGUAGUAUAAUCUGAAAAACACCAAGUUAGAAAGUCUAGAGCCAUAAAGUAUAUUUGAAAGUUUAUAAUACCCAAUAUGAGCAUUACAGAAGUGAUGAUAAUUGGCAAUGACAGAAAGAUUACUUCUCCUAAAGACAGUUGAAUAGCAAAUAUCGAUUCUGUAGAAAAAAAAUGAUAGGAUAAAUAUGAAAAGAAGAGAUAGGAUGUGGAGAGCAUUAAAGUUAAGAAGAGAAGGGGUGUAGAAAAAGUAUUUAGAGUUAUAGCUGAAAAUACCUCAAAUUUAAUGAAAAUAAAUUAGAACCUGUAGACCUAAAUUCAGUAAAGCCUAAGUAGGACAAAUACACACACACAGUCUCACUUAGUCAUAUAGUAGUGAAAUUCUGAAAACCGAAAAUAUAAAGAAUAUCUUAAAAGCAGAUUUCAAAAGUCUUAUUUAGGAAGAUAGCAAUCCAAAAGAAGGCUGAUUUCUAACUAUUAUUUAUAAACAAUUUGACUCCCCCAUCCCUUUGACAGAGUCUUAUUAUGUUUUAUGAUGUAGCCCUGGCUGGCCUGGGACUUCCCAUGUAGACCAGGUUGGACUUGAACUUACAGAAAUUCACCUGCCACUCCUAUGGAGUGCUAGGAUUAAAGGCAUGUUCCACUAUGCCCAUCUAUUUGACAUAUUUUAAAUAUUAAAACACUAAUAUGCUGACAGUAAAUGGAAUUUUUAUUUUAAAAUAUCAUAUAAACAGUAGACAUAAGAAAACUUCAGUGCUAUAUUAAUAUCAGACAAAGUGGGCAUCAAAAUGAAGAUAUACUCUUAAAUGUAUAUACCUCUAAUGCCAGACUUCAAACUAAUGGAAUUAAAAGAAAGAAAAAGAAAGAAAGGAGGGAGAGAAAGAAGGAGUCCACACUCAGUAGGAAGUCUAUCUUAUGCUUUUUAGUAAUUGAAAGAAUAAAAGAACAAAAAUGUGAGUAAAUAUAUAGCAAAUUUGAACAGCAACUUGACUUAACAUUUAAAGAACACUUACUCUAACUGGAGAAUGCACACUUGAGUACAGCAGCAAAUUCUGAGAAAUCAAGUGUUGGGCUACAAUUUGAAUCAUAAUAAUAUUUUAAAAUUUGGAAUCAUCUUACAAUGAUUUAUUUUGAGACAAGGACUCAAACUAUUGCCUAGGCUGCUCAGGGACUCACUCUACAAACCACCGGGCUGGCCUUGAACUUAUGACAGUCCUUCUGCCUCAGCCCCCAAGCAGUGAGAUUACAGACAUAUACCACUAUGCUUGGCUAUUAGAUUUUCUUUUGAGAUUUUAUGUGUAUGAGUGUUUGCCUGAGUGUAUGUCUGCACCACAUGCAUGCAUGUGGUGGAGGCCAGAAUCAGAUAGAUUCCCUGGGACUAGAGUUAAUAGAUGAUUGUGAGCUGCCAUGUGGGCACUGGGGAAUUGAACCCAGGCUCUCUGGAAGAGCAGCCACUCAACUAUUUCUCAGCCACUUAAUUGAUUCUCUCCUUUUCUUCUCUCCCUCCCUGCCUCCUUCCUUCCUUCCUUCUUUCUUUUAUGGUACAGGAAACCAAACCCAGAGCCUCAUACAUGCUAAGCAAGUACCUUGUAAUAAUGAAUUACAAGGUACUGAACUCAUUCCGUGUUGAAUGUCUUUAACAAAUACUCGCGGGCCGGGGGGAAGCAUCAGUAUUCGCAUCAUAUUAUAUUUAAAAACUAGGUCAAGGGCUGGGGAGGUGGCUCAGAAGUAUGAGGACUUAACUAUAAAUCCCCAGCACUUAAUAUAAACUGGACAUGUUGUACAAAUGUUAUAAUCUCAGCGUAUCUAUAGGGAGGUAGUUGGCAUAAAUGAGAGAAUUCUUGGAAGUUCAUAGAUUAGCUAGCCUAAUUUAUCUAGCAAAAAACCAACAGAGAACCUGUCUCAAAACAGAUUGAAGGCAAGGACCAACAGCUACACCCAGGAUUGUCCUCAGACUUCCACGCACAUGCUGUGGCAUAUAUGCACCCACAUUCACUUACAUAUAUACACACAUGCAGCAGGGUCCUAAUUAGUCUUAAUAAUAAAGAGCCAGAGUCAGAUAUUGAGGGCAAAAGCUGAAAGAUCAGAGGAGCAGAGCAGCAGCCACUUCUUACCUCCAUGAAUCCUCAGACUGAAUGGGGCUGUAUCAUGUCUUUAACCAUCUUAUAUUCCUGUCUUCACCUCCUGACUGUGCUGGGAUUAAAGGCAUGUGCCACCACCACCCAUCUCUUUCUCUUUUACAUUCAAUCUUAUGUAGCCCGGGGUGGUCUUGUGUGGUGAUACUUUUGUUUGUGCUCUAACAAAUAAAGCUUGCCUGGAGAUCAGAGUGUGGAGCUAGCCACUUAGAGGAUGGGCAGUGGUGGCACACACCUUUAAUCCCAGCACUUCGUGUCUCAUGCCUUUGAUCCCAGUACUUGGGAGGCACAUGCCUUUAAUCCCAGCACUUGGGAGGAGGAAACAUGAAGUGAUAUGGCUGGACAGAGAGAGGAAGUGAUAAGGUGGGGUGGAGAACAGAGCUCAGCCCUUUCAGUCUGAGGAUUCCUAGAGGUAGGAAGUCUUUCUAGUGGCUGGCUGCUCUGCUCCUCUGAUCUUUCAGCUUUCACCCUGCUAUCUGACUUUGUGUUUUCAUUAUUAAGACCAGUUAGAAUUCACACUACAUUUGGUGCCCAAUGAGGGGUGCCAUUUGUAAACAGAGGCUUUUCUGUCCCGCCUGAUCCUACAGCUGCUUUUAAAAUAAUCACUCAGAGCUGGGAGGUAGUGGUGCAUGCCUUUAAUCCCAGCACUCGGGAGGCAGAGGCAGGUGGAUCUCUGUGAGUUCGAGGCCAGCCUGGGCUACAGAGUGAGUUCCAGGAAAGAUGCAAAGCUACACAGAGAAACCCUGUCUCA
This is a messenger RNA of Peromyscus californicus insignis, 8256 nucleotides long. It is a transcript of the gene Ccdc18, whose product is annotated as coiled-coil domain containing 18. The transcript is spliced from 30 exons. The record is from RefSeq and is a predicted model, not a curated record. Lineage: Eukaryota; Metazoa; Chordata; Mammalia; Rodentia; Cricetidae. Bases 299 to 4672 code for a protein of 1457 amino acids.